AUGGCAGACUCACACAUCCCAUCCGUUCCUCCACCAUGGACCCUCAAAGGCGACAUCUACGCCUUUAUAUUCUGGACGUCUCCCUCACAAGCCAAAGAAGGUCUCCCUUCAAUUGCUUACUCUCCUCUUGAAGGCCAAUCCAGCUUUGCUAAAGAUCAGAAAGCUCUUGGAGGCCUGAGCAUGUUGCAGCUUAUUCGCUACACGGACUCUCCCGUUGGACCCUACGAUGAACUCAUUCUCGCGCCGGGGACUUUUGGGUAUGAGAAGGAGGAUGAGAAUGGGAGGAGAGUGAAAGGAAAAGGUGUCAAGAUUACGAGGAUCUACGUUUCUCAUAAACACACGUGCUACAACGGUAGAAAGAACUGGAACGUCCCCAAACACCUCGCCAAGUUCGACUGGACUGACAACUCAAACGGCUCUACAACUGUCAAAGUAUAUCCUCACGAUACAUUGCCCACAGACUCAGCUAGCUCUGAGUCAGCCUCACCAGAUCCCACGCCAUUCUUCCAAGCCACCUUCAAGCCUAUUCGCUAUGCGCCCUCAUUUCCCUUCCGAACUUCAUGGAUCAACUAUCUGGGCUUUGACACCACUUUGGUCUUCCCUCCUCUCCCUGAAGGCUCUGGGAGCCAGGGCGAGCUGCCUGGUACUGACCAGUGGUGCUCUGUCGUUCCGCAGCAGUCUACGUCCAAGUGUAUGUUGGGCUGGUUUGACGUUGAGCAGCAUCGCGAUGAGGAGGGCAAGUUGACGGGUGAGUUUGAGAACUUCUGGCCUGGUUGGUCCAAGUGGCAGAUUGGGAUCAAGAUGGAGAACUCUGUUAUCGAGUUUGAUCACCCAGAGGCUUGGGAGCCGCCCAGGACGAGACUAUAA
Messenger RNA from Fusarium mangiferae, 867 nucleotides. RefSeq lists its product as uncharacterized. The record is from RefSeq and is a predicted model, not a curated record. The coding region runs from base 1 to 867 and encodes 288 amino acids. The transcript has 2 exons. NCBI's taxonomy places the organism in Eukaryota, Fungi, Ascomycota, Sordariomycetes, Hypocreales, Nectriaceae.